AUGGAUACAGAUGUUGAGAAGAAUAUUAAAAUUUGGAAAAUGAAGAAGUUGGUGAAGUCGUUGGAGAAAGCUAGAGGUAACGGUACCUCUAUGAUUUCGUUGGUUAUCCCUCCAGGUGGUCAAAUUUCUCAGACUCAGAAAUUGUUAACAGAUGAAUAUGGUACUGCCUCGAAUAUUAAGUCGAGAGUUAAUAGGCUGUCUGUUUUGUCGGCAAUCACUUCUACACAACAAAAGUUGAAGUUAUAUAACCAAAUACCUGCGAAUGGUCUAGUUUUGUACUGUGGUGAUAUUAUUACUGAGGAAGGUAAGGAAAAGAAGGUCACAUUUGAUAUUGAACCUUAUAAACCAAUUAAUACCACUCUGUAUAAGUGUGACAAUAAGUUUCGUACCGAGGUACUUUCGGAGCUACUUGAGGCAGAUGAUAAGUUUGGAUUUAUUGUGAUGGAUGGUCAAGGUUGUUUGUUUGGUUCUCUAUCAGGUAAUACUAGAACUGUGUUGCAGAAAUUUACUGUUGAUUUGCCAAAGAAGCACGGAAGAGGUGGUCAGUCUGCUGUUCGUUUUGCUCGUUUGAGAGAAGAGAAAAGACACAAUUAUGUUAGGAAGGUUGCCGAAGUUGCCGUCCUGAACUUUAUCACCAAUGAUAAGGUCAAUGUAAAGGGUUUAAUUCUAGCCGGUUCUGCAGACUUCAAAAAUGACCUGGCAAAAUCUGAUUUAUUCGAUCUACGUUUGGCAGCCAAGGUGGUUAAAGUUGUAGAUGUUUCUUAUGGAGGGGAGAACGGUUUUAAUCAAGCUAUCGAGUUGGCUGCCGAGGCGCUAGCGAACGUUAAGUUUAUCCAGGAAAAGAAGUUGCUUACUGAUUAUUUUGAUGAAAUCUCUCAAGACUCUGGUAAGUUCUGUUAUGGUACUGAGGAUACUUUGAAAGCUUUGGACUUGGGUGCAGUGGAGACUUUAAUUGUAUUUGAAAAUCUAGAAAUUGUUAGAUAUGUCUUCAAAAAUUCUGAAGAUGAGGAAGUUAUUAAAUUCGCCAUUCCAGAUCAAGCUGACAAAUCUUACGCUGUUGAUAAGGCUACUGGCACAGAAAUGGAGGUCAAGGAGGAACAACUGCUUAUCGAGUGGUUGGCAGAACAUUACAAGGAGUUCGGUGCUACCUUGGAAUUCGUCUCAGAUAGAUCCUCUGAAGGAUCCCAAUUUGUCACUGGUUUUGGUGGUAUUGGUGGAAUUCUGCGUUACAAAGUUAACUUUGAUCAGUUGGUUGAUGAUUCGGGUGACGAAUACUACGAUGACGACGAAGGAUCAGAUUAUGACUUCAUUUAA
Molecule: messenger RNA, 1314 nt
Organism: Eremothecium cymbalariae DBVPG#7215
Lineage: Eukaryota; Fungi; Ascomycota; Saccharomycetes; Saccharomycetales; Saccharomycetaceae
Gene: SUP45
Product: translation termination factor eRF1
Exons: 1
Coding region: 1-1314 (437 amino acids)
Biological process (GO): cytoplasmic translational termination
Cellular component (GO): cytosol; translation release factor complex
Molecular function (GO): sequence-specific mRNA binding; translation release factor activity, codon specific
Source: RefSeq, a predicted model, not a curated record